AUGCUCCUCCGGUGCCCGCCACUAGCAACCUCGCUAUCUUUAAGGGCGUUGGCAUCCUCACCGGUUGCACACCGUUCUAGCCGUUCCCCUUCGAUCUUGCUGUACAGAAUGGCCAGUACCAGUGUGUGGGGACUCAAAGACGCUGGUUUGAUCAAAACUCAAGGAUAUAUCGAUGGCAAGUGGGUAGAUGCUCGGAGCGGCGAGACGGUACUGGUCACGAACCCGGCCACAGAAGAAGAACUCGGUACUGUUCCAGAGAUGGGACUUGAAGAGACCCAGGCAGCUAUUGCUGCAGCGGACCGAGCCUUCAAAUCCUGGGGGAAGACAACCGCAAAGUAUCGCCAUGACAUCCUGAAGCACCUGUAUGCACUCAUGCAAGAACAUCAUGAUGACCUUGGCAAAAUCAUCACUCUCGAAAAUGGGAAGACUUUGGCUGAGGGAAAGGGAGAGAACACGUACAGUGCUUCAUUCGUUGAGUGGUACGCGGAGGAAGCCGUUCGCACUUACGGAGAGCAUAUUCCUUCACCAUUUCCGAACAUACGCAAUCUUGUGAUCAAGCAGCCCGUUGGUUACUGUGGCAGUUCCAUUUUGACUCCUUGGAAUUUUCCGUCUGCAAUGAUAACCCGGAAACUUGGUGCAGCACUAGCUGCGGGGUGCACCACUAUCAUCAAGCCGUCACCGGAGACUCCCUUUUCCGCGCUUGCGAUAGCAGAGUUGGCUCGACGAGCCGGCGUACCCGAUGGUGUCAUCAACGUCGUGACAACGCAGAGGAAUGUGGACGCAGUCGGUCGCGAGCUGUGCCAGAAUAAAAUCGUGAAGAAAAUGUCCUUCACCGGGUCUACCCCGGUUGCGAAAUUGCUUUACGGAUUGGCGUCCUCCACCCUGAAGAAGGUAUCUAUAGAAGCUGGAGGGAAUGCUCCAUUUAUUGUUUUCGACGAUGCGGAUGUAGAGAAAGCUGUUGAAGGUGUCAUCGCAUGCAAGUUUCGCAGUUCUGGCCAGACAUGUGUUUGUGCCAACCGAAUAUAUGUCCAGUCAUCCGUCUACGCCGACUUCGCCUCUAAGCUCUCCGAGAAGGUUGCUGCUUUCCGAGUUGGAAAUGGCCUGGACGAGGCAACGACUCAUGGUCCACUUAUCCACGAAAAGGCAAUUGACAAGGUCAAGAGGCAUAUUGACGAUGCUGUCUCACGCGGCGCCCAGGUUCUUGUUGGCGGGCAGCGAGUUCCCGGUGUUGGUUCAUUCUUUUCUCCAACAGUCCUCUCGGACGUUCCCCUGGAUGCUGCCAUAAAUACUGAGGAAACCUUCGGACCUGUUGCUGCGUUAAUCAAGUUCAAAACGGAGGAAGAAGUGAUCACGUUGGCAAAUGAUACGGACGUCGGGCUUGCAGGAUACUUCUUCAGCAGAGACGUUGGAAGGGUAUGGCGGGUGGCUGAGGCGCUUGAGGUUGGCAUGGUUGGUGCGAAUACUGGACUAAUCAGCCAUGCGACCAUUCCGUUUGGAGGCGUGAAAGAAAGUGGUCUUGGUCGAGAAGGUGGCCACGGUAUCGAAGAGUAUUUGAAUCAAAAACUCAUCGCAUUCGGAAGUAUAUAA
Molecule: messenger RNA, 1587 nt
Organism: Pisolithus orientalis
Lineage: Eukaryota; Fungi; Basidiomycota; Agaricomycetes; Boletales; Pisolithaceae
Product: Aldehyde/histidinol dehydrogenase
Exons: 15
Coding region: 1-1587 (528 amino acids)
Biological process (GO): GABA catabolic process
Molecular function (GO): succinate-semialdehyde dehydrogenase (NAD+) activity
Source: RefSeq, a predicted model, not a curated record